AUGUCCGGAACCACACCCGAGGCAAUCGAAGCAAACAUAGAACCGGCACGGCCAAUUCCGGUCUGGGCCUCGUCAACAAUUAAGAGCAUUCCACGAAGCUCACAUUGGUGCUUCAUUUCCUUCAGAUAUCCAUCUGGAAGGACAAGCAUACCACCAGACGACAAGACCGGCUCUAAGAUAACGGCAGCUAGAGAGCCAACAGAAGAAGCGUCAACCAAAGACCACCCUUGGGCCGUGACCGGAUCUACCAGACUGGUAGGUACAAGAAUUUGCAUUUCCUGUCAUUCCAUGCCAGGACAAGGAGAGUCCAACUAUCUCAAACUUUCCGGUGUAGGUCUUGGCAAGCUUAAUAGCACACUCGUUAGAUUCCGCUCCCGUGCUGAGAAAGACAGAUCUAUCCAACCCUUCAGGUGUCAAUGCAGACAGUUUGGAAGCAAGAUCAACAACUGGCGGACACAACAUACCAGAAAAGAUGUGAUCCAGAUUGUAAGCAUAAUUGGAAAUUACUUCCCCAAUUUCCUCGUUGCAAUGUCCAAUCAGACAGGACAUCUGACCCGAGGUGAAGUCAAGAAUCUUUUUACCUUCAUUAGUGUAGACGUAUAA
This is a messenger RNA of Ogataea philodendri, 603 nucleotides long. RefSeq lists its product as uncharacterized. The record is from RefSeq and is a predicted model, not a curated record. The transcript is spliced from 2 exons. Gene Ontology annotation, molecular function: heme binding; electron transfer activity. Bases 1 to 603 code for a protein of 200 amino acids. NCBI's taxonomy places the organism in Eukaryota, Fungi, Ascomycota, Pichiomycetes, Pichiales, Pichiaceae.